CUCUGUCUCCCCACUCUGUAAUAUCAAUGCUAACUAAAUGAAGUAUUCCAGAUCCAGAGACGCGACCUUGACGCUGAGAAACCUAGCCUCAGCUGAGAGAUGUGCCCCGAAGAGAACCGACGGGGAUGCUGGCUUACCGCCUCCUAACGAGAGAUCCGGAACCCAGCCUACGUCGCCAGAGAAACUACGGCAACGUCAUGCAGCUAGGAGGCUAUUCAGAGAGUCACUUAGCCAGCCGCACGUAGUGCUGGGGACGCCAAUUCCACCAACCCAACAAAGCACGCGACGUUUCCGUGCUCUAGCUCCCUCACCUCCCGUGCAGCCAACGGCCCAUCCAAUAGCCUCACAUUCUGACCCAUCUACUGUCCGAAGCAGCACAACUGGUUUGGGUUACUCUUACUUGGCUGCUAGGUUCCACAAGGGCGGGAAGGACUCGCAAGAUGAACCCUCCAAGGCCGUGGCGAGGGCCAAGCAGGCCGCUAUCCAGCGCGACCAUCGUUCACGACGCCGUGUAGGGGAGACUGUGUCACUGACUCCCAUCAUAUCUCAACUCGGCGUCAUUGGAGAUUUUGAGGGUCCUGGAGAAGGUAUCCUUGUCCUGUGGUCCCAGUGGUUUGUUCGGGCUAACCACGAAACGUAGAUGCGAGUCAAGACCGACUACAGCCGAGUGAGCUUCUAGGUGGGGAUGAGAUAAGGAAGGAAGGAGAUGACAGGGGCCAGUUCUCUGAGUCCGAUAUUGAUGCUGAGGACUACUUUAACUUGCUGCUUUCACCUGCUCGACCACGGAGGUACCUCAAACAAUUAGGGGUAGAGU
Molecule: messenger RNA, 814 nt
Organism: Fusarium redolens
Lineage: Eukaryota; Fungi; Ascomycota; Sordariomycetes; Hypocreales; Nectriaceae
Exons: 1
Coding region: 38-640 (200 amino acids)
Source: RefSeq, a predicted model, not a curated record